Messenger RNA from Vollenhovia emeryi, 2173 nucleotides. Its product is annotated as geranylgeranyl transferase type-2 subunit alpha-like. The record is from RefSeq and is a predicted model, not a curated record. Gene Ontology annotation, molecular function: Rab geranylgeranyltransferase activity. Lineage: Eukaryota; Metazoa; Arthropoda; Insecta; Hymenoptera; Formicidae. Gene Ontology annotation, biological process: protein geranylgeranylation. Gene Ontology annotation, cellular component: cytoplasm; Rab-protein geranylgeranyltransferase complex. Bases 129 to 1796 code for a protein of 555 amino acids. The transcript is spliced from 7 exons.
ACCAGGCAAAGUGGAGAGUGGACUGUGGAGACAACUAGCAGUCCAUCUUUGACUAUAUAGUCAAAGACUCCAGCAUAUUUGCCGAGCAUUCGUGACUCACCGGCGAGAAAAAAAAGUGAACAUUUACGAUGCUUGGCAGAGUGAAGGUGCGUACGACUGCGGAACAGGAGGAGAUCAAGAAGCAGGAAAGGGCGGUCAAAGUUUCCCAGUACAAGGCUGACUUUACCAUAGUAUCUCAAAAGAGGAAUAUAUUAGAGGUUAAGAAAUGGGGCCUUGAGUUAUUGAAUGUUACUAAGCGUAUACUGUUGAACAACUCGGACAUUUAUACACUGUGGAAUGUCCGUCGCCAAGUUUUCGAGAAUAAAAAAUGGAGCGAAGUAGAGUACAAACUAAUGCUCGAGAAUGAGAUGAUCUUGACCGAGCGGUGCCUCAGAGAAAAUCCCAAGUCGUAUAGCUUGUGGCACCAAAGGUGUUGGGUGAUGGAACGGAUGCCUGAACCAGAUUGGAAGAAAGAAUUGUCAAUGUGUGCAAAAUGCCUAAACCUAGACGAAAGAAAUUUUCACUGCUGGGAUUACAGAGAGUUUGUUGUACAAAAAGCUGGGAUCUCUAACGAGGAGGAGCUCGAGUUCUCCACUACGAAAAUACUGAGUAACUUUCCAAACUACUCGUCUUGGCACUACAGAAGCCGAAUACUAACCAAAAUGUUUGGCACUACAUCCAAAGAGAUACCGAUUGUAGACGAUAUAUACAGAGAGGAGCUCAAUCUAGUUAUGAACGCAACACUUACCGACCCCAAUGAUAGCGCAUGGUUCUACCAAAGAUGGCUUUUAGACGAGUCCAGGACAACUUGUAGGCUGUGGCGUGCUGAAAUUGAGAAAGAUGGAGCUGCCGUUAUCAUCGAUAACAAUGGUCUAAUUCAACCAAUUUCACUUGAAUUAUUUGUAAAUGGCGAAAUGGUUGAUUAUCUCUCAUGGUAUUUAUAUCCAGAUGAAGAGUUUGCCAAGCUACGUAUUGUAGAGUUUGACGAAUCGUUAGAAAAUUUAGAUCAUGCCAAAGAAGUUUCUGUAAAGCUACAAGAAACAGUAUAUCAGCUUUCAUAUUCAGAGUUAACAAGUUCAUGGAUUUACAAAGAUAAAUCAAGCUUGCACAAACAAAAUAGCAACGAUAAGCAAUUAAAUGAACAAUUGAAAUGCUACAACCAACUUUCCAAAAUGGAACCAAAUAACAAGUGGGCCUUAUUAACCAGUGUAUUACUGAUGAAGAAGAUUGAUUUCAAAAAAUUUUAUACCGACAUAUUAGAUCGUCUGUCGGCGCUGACAAAAGUCGACAGUCUUCGCAAGAAUUAUUACAAAGAUUUGCGAAGCAAAUUUGUAGUGGAGUACAACCUACUCGAGAUAUGGAAAAAGGAAAGCGAUUUAGAAAUACAGCCAAAGAUCGAUUUGUCGGGAUUAGACUUGACAAAAUUGCACAAUAAUCAUUACUUUAGCUUCUUUGAAGAAGUGAAAUUUGGUGCGAACCAACUAAAAAAUUCUUUGUAUCAGCUUUCCAUAUUGCAACGCUGCGUGAAAUUGUCACUGUGCAGUAAUGGCUUGACAUCACUGAAACAUUUUCCUAUUUUAUACAAUCUCAAAGUUCUUAUUUUGAGAGAUAACAUGUUAACGAGCACCGAGGAGAUAGUCUACUUAAUAGAAGCGCACGCAAAGUUGAGAAUGCUAGAUCUACGAAAUAAUCCAGUAUGCGAAAAGAUCGAUAUAGCUGAAAUUAAAAGACAGCACAAAAUAUUUAUAAUCGUCUAGACGAGCCUUGACACAUUUCCUAACCUAUCAGGGCGAAUUCUGGAUCGGAAAUAUAAAAAUGGCAUAUACAUUAGAUUAAUAGAAUUCUGCGUAUUUCAAAUAAUAAUAUAUCAAUGUACGUAACACAUUAUUUAAGUAUUAAUGUGUAACUCAUUUAUUUAGAUAUCUUUAAUAUGUCUAUUAUAAAUAUUUCAAAGAUAUCUUUUAAGAUGUCUUUUAGAUGUCUUUUAGACAUCUUUUAGAUAUCUUCUAGAAAUAUCUUGAAGAUAUAUUUUUAGAAAUGUUUUAGACAUCUAUGUAUUGUUCAGGACUACUAAAUAAAUGUUAUAAAUGUAAUACUUACUAAAAAUACAUGUGUUAAACAUUAAAUCAAGAAA